UGAUGCAUUACCCGUCCAAAUGCAGUAAAGUAUCCACUUCCUGCGUUCAGCUACUUGAAGUGUGUGAAGUCCUGUUCCACCUUCUCAGCCUCUCUCCAAUAUCCUACAUUUUUCCGCAAAUCGAAAAAUCAUACCUUACAUCACAAUCAUGUCUGAACAAGAAGGUCCCGUCACUGCCUACACAUGGCAAAUCUCUGCCCAAGACCAACAGGGUGGCCCCGGUCUUGACAAGGAUAUGAAGGAGCAAGCCAACUGGACCCAACUCGAAUUCUGGGACGACAACGGCAAGCCUUACCUCAAGGAAUACGAAGGCCGCGGUCUUCUCCAAGACAAAGCCGUCCUCAUCACCGGUGGCGACAGCGGUAUCGGUCGCAGUGUCGCCAUCCUGAUGGCCAGAGAAGGCGCCGACGUCUCAAUCUUAUACUUGCCAGAGGAAGAGGAGGAUGCGCAGUGGACCAUCAAGCAGAUUGAAAAGGCUGGUCGCAAGGGUCACGGUAUGCAGUAUGAUCUCAAGGAGGAGAAGAACUGCAAGGCUGCUAUCGACGAGCACAUCAAGGUGUUUGGAAAGUUGAAUGUUUUGGUCAACAAUGCUUCCAUGCAAGAGUCGUGUGAAGACCACAGAGAGAUUGACAUUGCUGUCGUCACACAGACUUUCCAGACCAACAUCAUCCAGAUGAUGGCUCUGAGCAAGUACGCUCUCCAACACAUGAAGCGCGGCGACAACAUUGUCAACUCAGCCUCAGUCCUCGCCUACGAGGGUGAUGCCUCCAAGGUCGACUACUCCUCCACAAAGGGCGCCAUCGUCACUUUCACUCGCGCACUUGCAAAGCAGCAGGCACCCAAAGGAAUCAGAGUCAACGCCGUCGCACCUGGAAUCAUUUGGACUCCCCUACAGCCCGCUACCGCCAAUGUCCCUGCUGAGGGUAUGAAGAAUGUCGGCAAGGGCAUGGCUCCUAUGGAUAGAACUGGUAUGCCUAUUGAGAUUGCUACUGCAUACAUUCAGUUGGCUUCGCCUCUUGGUUCGUACUUCACCGGCGAGUGUAUUCACGGUACCGGUGGUAUUGAGAUGCAGGGUUAGAUGGUGUACCUUUCAUGACUUGAGACGUCUCAGUAAUUAUGUUAUUUAAUGAAUUCAAUGUCGUUCACAUCUUCCCAAG
Aureobasidium subglaciale EXF-2481 is the source of this 1157-nucleotide messenger RNA. RefSeq lists its product as uncharacterized. The coding region runs from base 149 to 1078 and encodes 309 amino acids. Lineage: Eukaryota; Fungi; Ascomycota; Dothideomycetes; Dothideales; Saccotheciaceae. Gene Ontology annotation, molecular function: oxidoreductase activity. The record is from RefSeq and is a predicted model, not a curated record. The transcript has 3 exons.